Messenger RNA from Symbiodinium necroappetens, 171 nucleotides. NCBI's taxonomy places the organism in Eukaryota, Dinophyceae, Suessiales, Symbiodiniaceae. The record is from the annotation of a GenBank genome assembly.
AUGUAUACCAAGAGAGACGGCAGCACCUGUCACCUCGUGGGUCUCCGAGACUUCACGGAUACCAAGCCAUACACUGGAGUCACGAGCCAGACAACCGGGUUCGACAGCGAGGCGUUAGACGCAUCAGCUGACAGCAUCAGCUUCGCACCGCAAGCGAGCGAUGCAUCUCAG